AUUUGGUUGCCUGGUUAUCUACCUACUACAUUCUCAGAUAGCAACACUCUGCAUUUUCUUCACUCGCUCAUCCGCAUAAAGUUGCCAUUUCACGAGAAUGGUUGUAUUUGGAUCAAAUCAUUUGUCAUGCCAUGCCUAUCUCUCACCAGUUCACCACACCGUUCUAGGAGAUUGUUGAACAUGCCUUCAAUCACUGAUAAUAGUGGGAACUUUGCUUUCUGUCAUGCCUUGUCUUCCAUUACUGAAACCGUGUUCUCUGAAUGGCGAAGCAUGCUUAGCAAUGACUGUCUCAGAUCUGAAACUUUGGAUUUAAACCUUUAUUAUGCAACCUUCAUCGUUUAGUUCUUCAUGCAAUGCCUCUACAGUCUUAUGUGCAUCAGCCCCUCACGUAUAUGCAGGUUUUGCUUUUGUUUAUCUUGAUAAUGAUCGUGAUGCUGAGGAUGCUAUUCAUCACCUUGAUGACAAACCAUUUGGUUAUGACAGGCGCAGAUUAUCUGUGGAAUGGGCUAGGGGUGAGCGUGGUCGUGAACGUGGUCAUCAUCUUGAUGGGUCUAAAUCUGUGGCAAUCCAGAGGCCCACAAAAACCUUGUUUGUCAUCAACUUUGAUCCCCUCCGCACCAAGGUUUGGGAUAUUGAAAGACACUUUGAGCCCUAUGGAAAGAUUCUUAAUGUCAGAAUUCGGCGGAACUUUGCAUUUGUGCAGUUUGAGACUCAGGAUGAAGCUACCAAAGCUCUUCAGGCUACACACUUGAGCAAGAUACUAGAUCGUGUGGUUUCAGUUGAGUAUGCUCUGAGAGAUGAUGAUGAGAGAGGUGAACGUCAUUAUGAUAGUCCCAAAAGAGGUGGUUAUGGAAGGCAUGCGGAUAGUCCUUAUAGGAGGUCACCAAGUCCGGUGUAUUGCAGGCGUCCAAGUCCUGAUUAUGGUCGUCCCCGCAGCCCAGCUUAUGGUAGGUACAAUGGUCCAGCGUAUGACCGGCGUAGGACUCCUGAUUAUGGAAGACAUGCGAGUCCAGAGUAUGGCAGAUACCGCAGUCGCUCCCCUAUCCGAAGAUCAAGGACAUAAAAUUGGUCUGAAUCAGUUGCAGUAAAGGGCUGAAGACGUUACUCUGGUGGUUUUAGUAGUAGCUUUAGGUAGAAAGAGAUUGUUGUGAACUUAUGCUAUACUCGAGUCUCUCCUUUGUUGUUAAUAUGCGAUUUCCUUGGA
Argentina anserina (silverweed cinquefoil) is the source of this 1204-nucleotide messenger RNA. Its product is annotated as serine/arginine-rich splicing factor RS31-like. The record is from RefSeq and is a predicted model, not a curated record. Gene Ontology annotation, biological process: mRNA splicing, via spliceosome. The transcript is spliced from 5 exons. Gene Ontology annotation, molecular function: RNA binding. NCBI's taxonomy places the organism in Eukaryota, Viridiplantae, Streptophyta, Magnoliopsida, Rosales, Rosaceae. The coding region runs from base 323 to 1063 and encodes 246 amino acids. Gene Ontology annotation, cellular component: nuclear speck.